Amyelois transitella is the source of this 9414-nucleotide messenger RNA. It is a transcript of the gene jing, whose product is annotated as zinc finger protein jing. The record is from RefSeq and is a predicted model, not a curated record. Lineage: Eukaryota; Metazoa; Arthropoda; Insecta; Lepidoptera; Pyralidae. Gene Ontology annotation, biological process: regulation of transcription by RNA polymerase II. The transcript is spliced from 6 exons. Bases 6 to 4025 code for a protein of 1339 amino acids. Gene Ontology annotation, cellular component: ESC/E(Z) complex.
CAAAGAUGGCGGAUGGGUCGUCCGAAGACCGUAUCGGCCCGAAACAAAUGAACGAUUUAACUUUUUCCGCGCCCGAUCCUUUACUUGGUGACACAAAAAAGUGCAGUGGGGAAACAAUUGAUACCGGUAAAGUGAAGUUAUCGUUCUACACUGAACUACAAACCAGUGAAUCGUGUGAAAACAGUGAUUCGCGCGGCGUGGCCACCAAACGUUCCGCGGCGGUCGUCUGUACGAACUCCCGAAAUUCUUGUGAAGUGAACACCGAGGAAGGAGAAGACAGGAAGAAGAGAUGCUUCGACAGAUACGACAGUUCGGAGUCAUCUGACAGUGGCGUAGCGGUGCUGAGUUCGACGGAGAGCGGAGGCUGCAGCGGUAGCGACAUCACCGAGCCGGCUUCGCCGCGCAGCCCUGAGUCGUCGGGCAGCACCGCAGAGGAGGGCGCGGGUGCGCGUAUGCCGCCCUGGGCGAGUGAACCGGCGCCGCCGGCACCGCGACGCCUCGCGGUCCAACCCGCGCCCGUGCGCCGUCCCCACGUGCCUAUCCAUCGCCGUAUCACAGAGUAUUUCAACCACAAGAUGAAGCCGCAAAACGGUCUCAAGCGAGACUCUAGCGUCUCUAACAACGACGACACCAAAAGAAAGUGCCUGCCUGCCAAAAAUGGCGUCACACAUGACCUGGAAAAAUACAUCUCUUACAUAUCACAGACGCUUAGUCCGAAAGUACUGAUGGAUGUCGGCAAGCAAGCCGAUGUAGCAAAAAAGGCAAUGCACCCAACUUCUAAUGGUGUGAUAGAUACAGGGAAACCGACAGAUCUCAGUAAAACCACAUCCGUUCCCAACUUUAAUGGGAUGAUCGAUUAUAAUAACAAACCUAAAGACAACAAGGAGAAAAAUUGUACUAGCUUUUUUGGCUUGGUCGGAGUUCCAUCUUCAGAAUCCCAUUCCAAAGAGAAGCACAUCAAUGGUAUUGUCAACGGAUUGCUGGACACUAAAAAGAAAAUCCAAGACAUUAAAACGACAACAGACCCAUCCGCCAAUGGUUUGAAUGUGAAGAAUAUGAGUGGGAAUAAGAAACAUAAAGUGCCAAUGUCAGCAUCUAGUGAUCCAACAACAUUAAGAAUUGCACCCGCGACAUCCGCGAGUCAGACGUCCAAAAAGAAUGGUGUUUCAAGGCCAGACUCCACCAGAAUGAAUGGUGUCGUGAGUUCUACAACAAAAUUAGAUAGUAAAAUGAAUGGUGUUAUGUGCGGAUCGAACAAUUUAAGUUUAAACCCUAUAUCAAAAGUUACAACCUCGAAGAAGGAGCCUGUGAAGAAAACUAAUCAGCCAUCUAAAAGAACAAACAGGAAAUCGUCUGCUUGUAUUGCUAACAGUAAAAACCUGACGUGGUCUAAAGCGAAUAAUCUCAAACAAGUGCAACUCCAGCAACAAAAUUGUGUCAAUUCUACACAGAAAUCUCCCAUGACGACAAUUCCAGGUGAAGCUAAUCCAGCACCAAAGAUGAAUGUUCCAAAUGGUGUGCGACAAGUUUCAAUGACAAUGAAUGGUAGCCUCAGUAAUUUGAAUGUGCCCGUAACCAAUUUACAGAAUUGUCACCAAUUAAAUAUUCCACAACCAUGCAAUGGCACGGUCACAUCUAAUAAUUUAGCCUCCUUCGUUGCAGUACCUCAAAAUGUUAUGUUAACUGCUUUGAGAAUACCGCAGAAUGGAAUUUCAACACAAACCAUAAAUCACCAGCAAAACAAUAUGACAGCUUUCAAUCGACCAAAUGUCAACGUGUCAAGUCCGACAAAAUUAAAUGGUCAAUUUGUCUUUCCAUUUAUGCAAAAUAUCAACGGAACGGUGGUACAAAUACCAAAUUUAAUGACAAAGAUGCCAAAUUUUGUUUUACCACAAACGACGCAACUGACCACGCAACGACAAGAUCAUAUACAAAAUCAGCAAGCGGCCCAAAUUCUCAUUAACGGCACGCUGUUGAAGCUAGCGAACACCAUGUCGCCGACUUAUCCUAACGUAAACAAGACAUCGCCGGUGACGAGCCAGUCGAUUCCCGUGAUGAAUAAAAGCGUUUCUGGUAUGCCACCAAAUGGAAUAACCGUGCAAUCAAAGCCGAAUUUCACAGUUAAUUUUAGCCAUCCGGUUUUAGUUCCGCAACCUGGUUUCAUUGUAACGUCUGUGCCAAACAUGAACGUAAAAGAAACGUGGAGUUAUUCAAGCACAAAUGCAGCAUCUUCAUCACAAUCUACGUGUUCCAAUCCAAUUGUUCACCAUCCACCACCUAUCGUACCCAAUUUUACGACUCAAGCACUGCAUACGAGUAGUAUACCCAUAGCGCCUGUCAAACCUCCCGAUAAUCCAAUUCAGGGUACAGAUCCACCAAGUAGUACAGUAAAAGAACCAGAAGUGAAUGAAGUGAGACGAAAAUUGAGCGAUGUGAACCCAAAAUUAAAUGAAGUAAGCUCAAAGUGUGAUAUUCCUUGGCUGUCAAAAACUGUUAAUAAUAAUAUAGUUCAGCUAGAUACUAAUAAAUUGACUUCGAGGCCUUUUGCACACGUGAGUAGUUUAUCAGAGAAACUAGAAGAUUUAGCGGAGAAAUCGAAAGAAAGCCAGAUGUCUGAGGAGUUUAGUAAAGAAAUAAGGAUUGAACAUUCAGAGGCGGAGUUAAGGAAAGUUGAAGAAGUAGCGAGAAGAGAGGAGACCAUUUUUACUCAAAUUACUGUUUUGAAAGAUGUUUCGUCGAACGUUCAAAGUACUCUGAUAGAAGCGAACUUCUGCAGUACAACGACAGAGUCUUCCGAGUCCGGGAUCGGGACAGACAAGUCUAUUGACUCUCCGAGUGACUCCCAGACUAGCAAGGAGUGCGAUGAAGAUUCGUCUCUUUCGCUUAGUGUGAGUGUGUGUUCGGUUGAGGUGCAGAGCAGUCAAAAGAGUCCAAUACUUAAACAGCCAAAAACAUUGAGAUUCCCACCCAGAAACCUGGCGAAGACUGACAGCGAUCGGAGAACUUCUAGUACGGAUACUACGUCCACGGUAACGCUGUGUCAGUGGGAGAAUUGCAAGAGAGAAUUCGAGAGCGAUACAGACCUUUUGGAGCAUUUACAGACGGACCACGUAGAAACUCAAGCCGGGAAGGAGAAUUAUGUAUGUCUAUGGCAGCAAUGCAAGGUCCGCGGCAAGCCCUCGUGCUCUCGGCUCUGGCUGGAGCGACACGCGCUCUCCCACGGCGGCAACAAGCCCUUCAAGUGCAUCUUCGACGGCUGCGGCAGAAGAUUCUCCACACAGAUUCUUCUCGAAAGGCACGUGAACAACCACUUCAACGAGGCAUCUCCGAAUGCGGGUACCAACAAGAAAUCCAGCGACAGUGCGUCCAAACUCAUCAGGAGAAAUGGCAAGAAGCUGCGGUACAGGCGCCAGCCGUGGUCUGCGCGGAUGUUCGACUUCUUCGACGCCGGGACCAUGGAAGGACUCGCUUGGCGUCUAUCACGGUGCACCCGGUGGAGGCUCGGAGGUCAUUGCCCUCUCAGGGAGCCGGCCGGGCGACACACGCUGACUCUCCACGCAGUACUGAAAGCGACGCGAUACAACGCGACCGAGGCGAGAAGAGAGGCGCUUCUCACGUACUUCCCACCGCAUGUGAUCGAAGACGAAUGGGUGCCGGAGAAGGAAGUUCAGACAAUCAAGCGGGUGGAGAUCUCUUCGCUGCCGGUUCACACCAAAGUGGUCGUCUACGAGCAGUUCUGCGCCACUUACAAAUCUGCAGCGCCGCCGCCGCCUCCCCCGCCGCCGAAGCCGGCGCCGGCGCCCGCCCCCACGCGGCUGCUGCCCGCUAGGAAUUGUACGUCGUCACGAGUGCUCGCCAACCUGAUCGCCAAGCAGAAGCGGGAACGAUUCGAGUGCUCUUCCCAAGUCAACAUCUCCUCCCUUUACCGCGAAGAAGAACCGACCAAACCAGAAGUCAGCGGCGCAAAGAAGCGCAAGAUGGGGAGACGAUAUGGCGGAAAUUCGUUCUGGCCUUGCGGACGAUAAAUUUACGUAUAGCCUGGGCGUUUUAUUGUAACACUGUCCUAUUUAGCCGCGUAUUGUGAAGUUAUAAGGGACAGUGUGACAGUAAAAUUAUCAGGUCGACUGACACGCUGCUCUUUAAUGUAUAUUUCUAGUAUAAGAUCCGCCUUCGCACGUAUGUUUCGUAACGGCUUUACUCGAACAAAUUUUUGUCUUGCUCGAUUGUAUACGCCGCGAAAUAUAAUGUGAAGGUGUUGCGAGACGUCAGUUUAACAAUAAGCACUGAUGUAUUGUUACUGCCGGAUCUAGAGGCGCGGUAGUGUCCACGACAAGUCUAGUAGAAAGUCUCCUGGAGAGAUCUCAACUGAAAAGUUUUUGUAAAGUUUCCAUAACGUACGUAUAUCAGUGCUAUAGUGUAAUUAUAUAGAGCAGCGUGUCCUGUUGAGACAGAUGUUGAUUCUCCACUGCGGUGGCUCACGAUUAGCAAAAAUUAUCGCCAAAGAUUCGUUGGACGCGGUUCACUGCUACGUAGCAGACGUAAAUUUUAUUCACAAGACUGAUGCUUAAUUUUUAUAAUGAUAUUACUGACGGUACGCGAUCGAGAACAAAUUGUAUAUAGUUAGUGCGAUGUGUAUUAUAGUUGUCUCGUUAUUCGAGUGUAAAUUAGAAUUCGGUUUAGUUUAAAUGAGGUUAGGAGUAAGUAGGGUGUCGCUAUGACAAUUCGACCAGCGAUAGUAUCACUGCCAACGUGUAUAUACUAGUGUAUGUUUAGCUUUAGAUUUAUUUGCGUUCGCGUGGUUUUGUUUUCCCCGCGUCUCGGUUGACUCAAGCGAGGUUCCUAUUUGAUAAUUAUCCUGAUUAUACUUAAAUUAUCUUAUUUUCUUUUUCAAAUAUGAUACGGCAAUGAAUAUGUUUAAAGUAUACUUUCGUUUUAAUUUUGUUUUUUGUUAGAAGGAUGUGUAGAUUUGUUCACUUUUAUCCGUCAAAAAAAAAAGAUUGGAUAUUGUACAAGAAUUAAGUUUUUUGUUAUUUAAUGUGAUAAAAGGAUGAGUAAGGUUUUAUGUUCGAGUAAAUGUUAAAGAUAAUUUUUAUUAUCAUGAUAAUUAUCUAGGAUGACGUUAUUGGGGCCUCGUUCCCGGCUUAGUUGGGUGUUAGUGAUCAUGAAGGUUUGGCGGAUGUCUUCCACUGGCAUCAUGGUUCACCAAGUGCCUAUAUCAGUAUCCCGGGCGCCAAUCACUGUUGAGACUUUGACAAAUUUAAUAGGUACAUUACGAAAAAGUUGAUUUUUUUUUGUGGAUGACUUGGCGAUGGUCUCUACCGAGCAUGUCUUGUUGAAAUAUUUUCAUUUGAAGCUGGCUUUAGCCGGGUGAUUUUCACUUGUAAGACUACUCUUUAGACCAUGUUUUAUUUUUACUAAAUGAAAUGUCAACAAAUACUUUGUUUCAUAGAUUUUUCUUUCGGAAAACUUCGAUAUUGAUGGGUGACCGGUGGUACCGCACAGUGUUCACUAUUUAAAGUUCGCAUAAAUUGAGUACAAAUAUUUAAAGCCUCCAUGCGUUAAAUCAAACUGAACAAAAUUUUCCAUUUGCCACGAUUUCUGCGUACUUCCUUCGCUUCAUCCACAUUUUAAUUUAACUCUCUUCAUGCAAGCUCGUUGGUUUCGGGUACUCUUGACCUGACCCAUUGCCAGGAUGUCCUUAAUUUGAUCAAGAUAUGAUUGUCUAGGCUCACUCCGCCCUUUCCCUUCACACUCUCAUUGUAUCUGCUUAGUCAACCUGCUUUCAUUCUUGCUCUCCACAUGACCAAACCAUCUUUACAUACCCUUUUCUAUUCCUGUAACUACAUCUUCUUUCACAUCACAACAUUCCCUUAUUACGCUGUCCCUUAUCUGGUCACUCAAUUUCACACCCAUCAUACUCCUUAACGCUCUCAUUUCCGCCGCAUUUAUUCUGCUUUCGUGCUCCUUUUGCCACCCAACUUUCACUCCCAUACAUUAAUGUUGGGACCAACACGCCCUUAUUCACAGCCAGACGAGCCUUUUCAAUCAACAAUCAUAAUAUAGCUAAAACAAGGGUUCGAUUGUGAAACGUUUGAUUGUCUUAAUUUUUUUCAGUAUGUAUCAAAAUAUUUGUACUCAAAACAUGUUCAGACCAUUUAUAUCCCGCGUAGUCAUAUCAAACGGAACUUAGUUUAGAUAUUUUGAUGGAUUUUCUUUUCCCCCGAUUAGAAGGUAACAGAAUCAACAGCUGUCUGUCUAUUACAUAGUAACGUCACUGCCAUUCAAGUUGUGUUUAGUUACUACUGCUCGCUACUAAGGUGUUUAGCAUCGUUAGCAAUAACUUUAUGUGAUAAGAUAUAGUGACAGUUCUCGCACAAGAUUUGUAUUUCGUGUUUUUUAUCUGUAUCGCGUUUGAUCGAUUGUGACUUGUUUCGUGGAAUGGUUGAUAGAGACGAUAAUAUAACGUGAAAUUCGGAAAUAUUUGUGAGAUAACAAAACAAAAAAAAAAAACAAUUUCUCAAAGAUAAUACACAUUUAACCAAAAUAAAAGGCGGCCUUACUGCAAAGCAAUACUUAUUCGUUUGUAAUUUUUACAAUUUUGAAUUAAGAAUUUUCAAAAUCAUUCUGAACUCUAUGGCCAUUUCUCGAAUCAGGCACUAAUGGAUUAAACAAUGUUUUCGACUCGUACGAGCAAUGGAAUGAAUUGAACAGUCUAUAGUACAAAAUGAAGCAAUGAUAUAAAUUAGAAUGAACUUAUUACGUAGAGAGGGAAAAGGUUCAACAAUGUUCUUUGCUUGUGACGAAUUGAAACAUUUCGCAUACGAAUGUAAUGUGGCUCAGGGCGCUUUCCUAUACGUUGUGAGUGUAUCCUCUGUGAGUGUAUCUAUGUGUCGUGCAUUUCAUAUAAAUAAAUGUAACUUACGUUGUAAUAUGUAUAUUGAAUUUUAAAUAUACAUAUAUUUAUACAUCUUUAAUCUCGUGGAAGAUUGAUAUGAAUCAAACUUUUAACUUUGAAUUGAAAAUUCAUUAAAAUCUUUGCGUCGAUUAGCCACUCAAAACACUCACAACUAAGUAGGAACGCGCCCUUGAUCAUGGUUUAUUUACACGUACUUAGUAACUAUGUGCUUAGUAGUAACCGUCAAACGUGGAAAUUUCCCAAUAGUUUUACGUAAUACUAGACACAUAACGACUAAGUUCGUGUAUACUUUAUAGUUGUUUUACAACCAAUACGGAACAUAGCAUGCCAAUGAUUUUUAUAUAAACCCAAUAGCAGAUUUGAUAGGCAGAAUUUAGAUGUUAACUUUUGGAGGUCCCUUAUACAGAAGUUGUCAUUAACAUUGCCUUUUUAGCCAUAAGGGGUUUACACGAGAAUAAAGUAAAUUGUGUUCUGUGCUCACACGAUCUCGCUAGUAAUUUUAGUUAGUGCCUAUAGCGUUAAGUUAGGGUGUGCGUGGACUUUGAUAAACACCGUAUUUUAAACUUUCGCUUCGAUAUGAAACAGGACGAUGUAUGUAUUAGAACAUUUUGUAGUGUAAACGAAAUUAGAGUAAUGAGAUGUAAAGGAGCCUUAGGCGCGUUCAGUCGUAUAUAUCUUGACGCACGUCAGUCAACCAACAAGAUGGCCGACUGACGUGUGGAUUUAAGUCAAAAGAUCACUAUUGUGUCUAUAUUAGAGAAUGUUACUAGAAUGUGUUCGGUCGGCACUGUCGCAGUCUUGCUUGGGUAAUAUUGGGUCCCAUAAAUUUUUGUGGCAUAAUUUUAAUGUUUUUUGGAAAAAUUAUCGAUCCGCAUAUUGUUUUUUACGUUUUAAACGUUAUGCGAAGCGAAGCGCCUAGUUAUGCCAUUACAAUUUAUGAAACCCGAUAUAUAUCCAUCCGUCUCGCUCAUCCGGCAUGCGACUCGCUCGCUCGCACACGUUCGCAGUAGGCGCGGAUCCAAAGAAGUGAAAUAGGAAAAUUUCUCUAGUAGAAAAGUUGGUGCCUGAUUGUCGUGUGGUUUUGGAAUCGUGUGCUUACUACAGAUAGACUUCUAUUGGAGCGUUUCCAAUGUACUGAUUAUUAUUUUAAUAAAUUAAAAAAAAAAUUAGUUUAAUUUUUUUCAGCACUGAUCGUAGUGCCAUAUUUUAUUGGCUCGCUUUUUUUGUAAAUUAUUUUUUAGUGAAAUUCGACACCAAAAUCAGAAAGACAAAUUAGUUUUGUUUUAUCAGACUUAUAAUAUGGACUUGAAUUUGAUCUCAAAUAAAUGGCAGUAAUGAAUUAUGAGAAUCAUGAGAAUGUGCGGGGCGUUCCUGUCUUGUCUCCUAUGUGUUUGAUCAAUCAGUUAAUUCGCUUUAUGAUUUUUACAUAUAAAAUAAAUAGGCAGUUGUGUUCGGCCUACAAAUCGCUUAAGUACAAGACUCUGUUGCAGUUCGGAACGAAAUUUGAGAAUAAGAAAUGUUUGGCAAUGUAAUAAAUUACUGGACUUAAUAAUAUCUCCAUUAGUGUAGAGUUAUUUCGGAAAGUUAAGCAGAGAAAUAUUUUGUAAACCGGACCUUGUGAUGGGGUACUAAAUUAUAUCGAAAAAUGUACAUGUGUAAGCGCAAAAAGAUUUAUAUUUUUAUCACUGCCACAAUAGUAAUAGUCGGAUGUGUUUUUUUAAUGUGGUUUUCGGCGUUCGUUCUUUUGCUCAUCGGUACGUUUCAUUCUACGCGAACGUCGAGAAACCGUUCCGUCUUAGGUAAGAGAAGAUUAAGGGAACAAUGGUAGAAUGCCAGCAUUUCUUCUCAGUAGCCCUUACGGUAUCUUGUUUUGGUCGGUAUUAUUUCAGCGGCCUAUCGUUCGAUGUGUGAAGGCGUGAAACACAUUACAGCUGACGCAGACGCUACUGAAUGUGCAAAUAGUUUGCGGUUGGUUUACAAAAGUGGUCUCAAUAACUCGCAAACUUUCAUUGAAUAUUUCUUAAAACUUUAAAAAAUGUUGUUUAUCAUUUCCACAUUUACCAGAAUCAACCGCAACCUUAUUGAAUAUUGCAAUUGUUGAAAGAAGUAAAAAAAUCUUCGAACCAUCUCAGCAGAUAGUGCUGCAAUGAGAUUUUUAGGGAAUAAAACUUUUUGCCAGCUGGCUGGCUGUUUAUCUGGUCGGAUAGACGUCGGGGCGUUUGUAUAUAGUUAAAAUUAUAUAAUAAGGUAUUCUGCAUACUGUAAUUUGGUUCGCGCCUGGCUGGUCCCGUGGGGAUGGGAAGGUUAGAGUAGUGUGUAAGGUACGCGUUGUCUUUCAACAUGUUUCCUAUAUUAUGCGUUUAUUAUAUGAAUGUUCUCCUUUAUUGUAAAUGUUUGACAAGAUACAAUAGUAACUAUAUGUGGAGCCGUAUCCCGAAUAGUGUGCACUACUUAUAUUCAAUUUGUAGAUAUUUAAUUAUAUAUAGUAUAAUGUUUAA